UUGUGACGACAUUUCCGGCGCGGCUUCCGGCGGCGGGGCGACCCGUGCUGUGUCAGGCCGGCGCUGCCGCCAUGGCGGGUGAGGGCAGCACGUUCCGGCUGCGCUGCUCCCUGCUAGGGCAUGGGCAGGACGUGCGGGGCCUCACCCGUGGCCUCUUUCCGGAAGGCGGCUUUGUGUCCGUUUCGCGGGACAGAACCGCGCGGCUCUGGGCCCCUGAUGGUCUUAACAGGGGUUUUACUGAGAUGCACUGUAUGAGUGGGCACUCAAAUUUUGUAUCUUGUGUGUGCAUCAUACCUCCAAGUGACCUCUAUCCUCGUGGGCUGAUUGCAACUGGUGGCAAUGAUCAUAAUAUUUGCAUUUUCACAGUUGACAACCCAGCUCCUCUUUACAUCCUUAAGGGUCAUAAAAACACAGUUUGCAGCCUUUCAUCUGGGAAAUUUGGCACAUUAUUAAGUGGAUCAUGGGAUACAACAGCAAAAGUCUGGUUGAAUGACAGGUGUAUGAUGACAUUACAGGGUCACACAGCUGCAAUAUGGGCAGCGAAGAUACUUCCUGAACAGGGAUUAAUGUUGACUGGUUCAGCUGACAAAACUAUAAAACUGUGGAAGGCAGGCAGAUGUGAAAGAACGUUCACUGGGCAUGAAGAUUGUGUAAGAGGUUUAGCUAUUCUCAGUGAAAUGGAGUUCCUUUCCUGUGCUAAUGAUGCUAGUGUUCGAAGAUGGCAGAUCUCUGGCGAGUGUCUGCAGGUGUAUUAUGGACAUACAAAUUAUAUAUACAGUAUCUCUGUCUUCCCUCGAUGUAAAGAUUUUGUAACUACUGGAGAGGAUAGAUCUCUUAGAAUCUGGAGAAAAGGGGAAUGUGCUCAAACAAUCAGACUCCCAGCUCAGUCUGUAUGGUGCUGCUGUGUUUUAGACAAUGGUGACAUCGUAGUUGGUGCAAGUGAUGGAAUUAUAAGGGUGUUUACAGAGUCCUUGGAACGUACAGCAAGUGCUGAGGAGAUUCAAGCUUUUGAAAAUGAGCUUGCCCAAGCAUCCAUUGACCCUAAAACUGGUGAUUUAGGAGAUAUCAAUGCUGAUGACCUUCCUGGAAGAGAACACCUUAAGGAUCCUGGAACAAGAGAUGGACAGACACGGCUUAUUAAAGAUAAUGGGAAAGUAGAAGCAUAUCAAUGGAGUGUCAGUGAAGGAAGAUGGAUAAAGAUCGGCGAUGUUGUUGGUUCUUCUGGAGCCACACAGCAAACAUCUGGAAAAGUUUUAUUUGAAGGAAAGGAAUAUGACUAUGUUUUCACCAUUGAUGUAAAUGAAAAUGGGCCUUCAUACAAACUGCCAUAUAACAUCACUGAUGAUCCUUGGCUGACUGCAUACAACUUCCUGCAAAAGAAUGAUCUAAAUCCUAUGUUUCUGGAUCAGGUGGCCAAGUUUAUUAUGGACAACACUAAGGGGCAAACAUUGUUGAGUACAAGUAAUCAAUUUUCAGAUCCAUUUACAGGUGCUGGACGUUAUGUUCCAGGCUCUUCAUCUGGAUCGAGUACAAUACCUGGGGCAGACCCAUUUACAGGUGCUGGUCGCUAUGUUCCUGGUUCAGCAUCAAAUGCAGCACCUCCGAUGGGCGGGGUUGAUCCAUUUACGGGAAUGAGUGCCUACCAGUCAACUGCAGCUAAAGUUGAAAAUAUUUAUUUUCCGAAGAAGGAUGCUGUCACCUUUGACCAGGCCAAUCCUACGCAAAUACUAGGCAAAUUAAAGGAACUUAAUGGCAGUGCAGCUGAAGAACAUAAACUUACCGAAGAUGACUUGAUAAUCUUAGAAAAGUUACUGUCUGCAACAUGCAACACCUCUGCGGAAACACCUACAGCACAGCAGCUUCAGACUUUAUGGAGAGCAGUUAACUGGCCAGAAGAUAUUGUCUUUCCAGCUCUAGACAUUCUUAGAUUGUCUGUCAGGCAUCCCACUGUGAAUGAAAACUUCUGCAGUGAAAAGGAGCAUGUACAAUUUAUCAUCCUUCUUCUUAAAUUUCUGAAUCCGAAAGGCAAGCAAGCAAAUCAGCUGUUGGCACUUAGAGCUCUUUGCAAUUGUUUUGUCAGCCAUGCAGGCCAGAAGCUCAUGAUGGAACAGAGGGAUGAAAUAAUGACACAAGCAAUAGAAACUAAAUCAGGCAAUAAUAAGAACAUCCACAUUGCAUUGGCCACACUGACAUUGAACUAUGCUGUAUGUUUACAUAAAGUCAACAACAUUGAGGGCAAAGCUCAAUGUUUAUCAGUAAUCAGCACAGUUAUGGAAGUUGUUCAAGAUCUUGAAGCCAUUUUUAGACUGCUUGUGGCUCUUGGGACACUAAUCAGUGAUGAUACAAAUGCUGUGCAAUUAGCUAAGUCUCUGGGAGUUGAUUCUCAAAUAAAAAAGUAUGCCUCUGUAUCUGAACCUGCUAAAGUAAAAGAAUGCUGUAGAUUUGUUCUUAAUCUGUUAUAAUAACUUUUUUUCUUAGCACUUGAAAGACAGUGUAUGCAGAAAAAAAGAUGCUUUUGUUCAUAUUUUGUGGCAGACUAUACUUGGGAAAAUACUGUGGAUUAAUUACACUUGACUUAUUGCAAGAUACAGAGCAAAUAAAACUUUUUUCACUGUU
Messenger RNA from Oenanthe melanoleuca, 2616 nucleotides. It is a transcript of the gene PLAA, whose product is annotated as phospholipase A2 activating protein. The record is from RefSeq and is a predicted model, not a curated record. Lineage: Eukaryota; Metazoa; Chordata; Aves; Passeriformes; Muscicapidae. The transcript has 14 exons. Gene Ontology annotation, cellular component: cytoplasm; nucleus. Gene Ontology annotation, biological process: ubiquitin recycling; proteasome-mediated ubiquitin-dependent protein catabolic process. Gene Ontology annotation, molecular function: ubiquitin binding. The coding region runs from base 72 to 2462 and encodes 796 amino acids.